Messenger RNA from Manihot esculenta (cassava), 1161 nucleotides. RefSeq names its product translocon-associated protein subunit alpha. The record is from RefSeq and is a predicted model, not a curated record. Bases 105 to 875 code for a protein of 256 amino acids. Gene Ontology annotation, cellular component: endoplasmic reticulum; endoplasmic reticulum membrane. The transcript has 8 exons. NCBI's taxonomy places the organism in Eukaryota, Viridiplantae, Streptophyta, Magnoliopsida, Malpighiales, Euphorbiaceae.
UCAUAUAUUUAUAUUUAUUUCUGUGAGGGCCAAAUUCUAGUCUCUGUAAUUGGAUUCGUGUUGUCUCUACCAUUACCGGCAAAGCUGCCUUCCACAAGGCGACGAUGAACAAUAUUAGGGUUUUCUUUUUCGCUUUCCUCCUGGUCGCGUCUCCUCUUUUGCAAGUGUCUCAUUGUCAGUCAGAUUCUGAAGAGGAAGUCAUGGAGGCUGCUGAAGAAGUCAGUGAUCUUGGGAUUGUUGGUGAAGAUACCCAGUAUUUUGGUGAUGGAAGUUAUAGCCCUGCUCCUGGAGUUGAUACAGUCUGUGUUUUCCCCAAAAACAGUGCACGCUUGGUGCCAGCUGGUGAAGAGGCUGAAUUACUUGUUGGACUAAAAAAUGACGGCGAGUCAAGCAUAAAUGUAAUUGCAAUUAAGGCCAGUGUUCAUCUUCCUUUUGAUCAUCGUAUGCUGGUCCAAAAUCUCACUGCUCAGCCCUUCAACAAUGCAACUGUUCCUGCCUCAACACAAGCAACUUUCCCAUAUGUUUUUGCUGUCAGCAAGUACUUGCAGCCUGGAAACUUUGAUCUUGUGGGCACCAUUUUCUAUGAGAUCGACCAGCAUCCAUACCAGAGCACCUUCUACAAUGGUACCAUUGAAGUUGUCGAGUCUGGUGGCUUCCUCAGCGUUGAGUCAGUUUUUCUGGUUACACUUGGAGUUGCACUUCUUGUACUGCUUGGCCUAUGGAUUCAUGGUCAAAUACAGAACCUUUCUAAGAAAACAAAGCGGGCUCCAAAGGUGGAAAUUGGAACUGGGACAAGGGAUGCCUCAAUGGAUGAAUGGCUUCAGGGAACUGCAUACACUCAAUCAAUAUCCAGCAAAUCAAAGAAAAAGAAGUAGAUAUGUUGGUGGCCUACUCAGCUGCACACAAGCCACUGCACAGACUUGUAACUCCCGCGUAGGCAAAUGGAGGUUCUAAGAGAAUUCAUAAGUUGAUCUAUUUAAGUUACUGAAAUUUAGUCCAGAUAGAAAGUAACGUUUGGGUGUUGUAGCAUGUGAAAGAAUUUGUUUUUUUUUUUUUAUUUAAUUCUUUUUAUGAAUCGGGAAUUUUGAAUGUUGAGCCUCGUUGAGGAUUACUAAAUCCCAUUUAAGUUAGGAAGAAGGCCACGAUUUUCUUGAACCUGCA